AUGGGCAUGACGCAGGUAUUCGACGAUGCGGGCGAGGUGCGCCCGGUGACGCUCGUGCGCGUCGAGCCCAAUGUCGUGAUCGGUACUCGCGUUGCCGAUGGCGACGGGUAUGACGCCGUGGUGCUCGGUGCGGCUCGCAAGCGACGAUUGACCAAGCCGUAUGCCGGUGGGAAGCCGCUGGACCUGUCCAUCUUCGCCAGCCGGCGCUUCGUGGAUGUGCGGGGAGUGUCGCUCGGCAAGGGAUUUCAGGGCGUGAUCAAGCGGCAUGGCUUUCGGGGCGGCGGGGCGUCGCAUGGCUCCAAGUUCCACCGCACCGGCGGGUCCACCGGGCAAUCGGCGUGGCCUUCCCGGGUGCUGAAAGGCACCCGCAUGGCAGGCCGCAUGGGUGGACGGCGCGCCACGGUGCAGAACCUGGAGUUGCUCCGCAUCGACGAGGAACGGCGGCUGCUGUUGAUCGCCGGUCCGGUUCCGGGGCGCCGUGGCGGGCAUGUGCUGGUGGCGAGCGCAAAGAAGAAGCGGGCCGAUGGCGGCAAAGGCGGUGGGGUGUGA
Messenger RNA from Geodia barretti, 549 nucleotides. The record is from the annotation of a GenBank genome assembly. NCBI's taxonomy places the organism in Eukaryota, Metazoa, Porifera, Demospongiae, Tetractinellida, Geodiidae.